AUGACACUCUAUUACCGUUAUGACAACAAGUCUCCCGCGUCGCCGUCACUGGCUUCAGCUUACGGCCCGACAGGGAAGGCUUCCGUUGUAUACUCUGUCUGCUUGUUGGCAAUUACGCUGAUUCUCUCCGCCAACAAAUCUGCACAGAGGACCCUCACCAACGAGACCAAGCAUAUGCUGCCUGCCGCUCUGAAGGACGACAACGCCGACUCUAAUCCUCCAUUCGUUAGUGACACCACCAGCUCUGUUGCGCCUCAGUCUGUCGAACCAUUUCAUUUGCAGCCAUUUUCGUCUCCGCCUCCAUCGCGUUCAAUCGAAUCGACGGAAACAGUAUCCGCCCCAAAUUCUACUUGCACGCCUAAUGACAACAUCGCCUCCGCUACGCAUAAGCCUGUCGAACUGUAUCAUUUGCAGCCAUCUCCGACUUCAUCUCACUUCGCCGGACCUCUAUUGCAAAAGCCUGUUUAUCGAUUCCAGCACCACUCUCACUUCGCCGGACCUCCAUUACAGAUGUCUGUUUAUCUAUUCCAGCACCACUCCUGUACUUCAUGA
This is a messenger RNA of Suillus subaureus, 552 nucleotides long. RefSeq lists its product as uncharacterized. NCBI's taxonomy places the organism in Eukaryota, Fungi, Basidiomycota, Agaricomycetes, Boletales, Suillaceae. The coding region runs from base 1 to 552 and encodes 183 amino acids. The transcript has 2 exons. The record is from RefSeq and is a predicted model, not a curated record.